AAAUACGAAACCGAGUAUUAUUCAACAUGGCCGAUUUUUGUUUUGGUUGUUGACGUGUUCUGUAUUAAUGCUGAUACUCUUCACAACUACAUUUUUAGUUGCACAAGCUAAAGAGCCUUUAUAAAAGAAAAUCAUACAGUUGUUUUAUAAAUCUAUGUUUCGGUUUUAAAUCCUUGUAACGGAUAAAUAAUUAACCACGAUAACUUUUAAAUUUUAUAUUUUAUGGUACGUUGUAAUUUUGAAUAGUUUUAGUGGGCAGUAUACCUAAAAUAAUACCAUUAAGCAUAAUUUUUCCAUUAAACCUUAUUAACCUUGAAUAUUGUAUAUCAUACUCGUAUUUUUAGCCCCUAUAUCCAUUGAGAAAUUUAAUCUUUUCAUUUACAAACAGAUCUGUAUUAUGAAUACAUUCAUCUGGCAACUGUAAGAACAAUUUGAAGAUGUCUUUCUUGUCAAUUUUGAACAAGCCUGCAGAAGUGUGUAAGGAAUGUGGCUGUCGGUGUUCAGCAUGCAAAAAUGAUCACAGUUUAGAUUUACAACAUGAAAUAGAAACAUUAACGGCUAAAGUCAGAGCUAGCCAGCUUAGGGUUGCCCAAAUGGAAAGGGAAUUAUCAGAUAGCAGAGAAGCUGCUGACAUUGAACUGAGUCAAACUAGAGAUGAACUUAUUCGUUAUAAAGAUAAAUAUGAUCGUCUUUAUGACAACUACAAAAAAUUGCAAAGAAUUAACCAUAAUCUCGAAGAUACCUCUCUGAAAGUUGUUUCUAAGAGCAACACGGAGAAAAUGGACUUCCGGGAAGAAAUAGAGUCCUUAAAAUCGAAAUUAGUUGAAGCCAGAGUAAUGAUCGCCGAUCUGGAGGAAGAAAACGAAAAGAUAAGUAAAGACUGUUUCUUAGCCGUUCAGCUUUUACAAGCUAAACCUUCCAAUUUUGUUGCUCACAAAUUAAAUACGCUUCCAAUGGAAUUACAAGAACGAGUAAGAUCACACCUGCCUAGAAAUGCUAUUCUUCACAUCGAACCGAAAGAUGGCAGUGGUGUAGACGAUUCCUCUGAAAAACAUAUACGCGUUCCGAUGCCUACUUUCCCGCCUACGGCGAUGGUUUAUUCAGUCAACAAGGUACCAAAGCCAGUCUCACAAGAAGAAUAUCGAUCAAACGUCCCAACACCGUUAAUAGCCCAAGUACUAUCAGAAAACAUGCAUAAAUGGAAUAAACGACCGAGGCGGGUGAUGGUCUGUUGCAAAUGUACAAACAAUGUAACAUUUCAUGAUAAAUCUGUGCAAACACCUUCAAAUGGACGGACGACAAGCAUACCGUUUUCUUCAACACCUGGCGUACAUAGACCUAGAACAAGUAGUACGGAAACAGAAAUUUGA
This is a messenger RNA of Dimorphilus gyrociliatus, 1370 nucleotides long. Lineage: Eukaryota; Metazoa; Annelida; Polychaeta; Dinophilidae. The record is from the annotation of a GenBank genome assembly.